Molecule: messenger RNA, 989 nt
Organism: Linum trigynum
Lineage: Eukaryota; Viridiplantae; Streptophyta; Magnoliopsida; Malpighiales; Linaceae
Source: the annotation of a GenBank genome assembly
CGAAAAGGAAAAACAAAAACAAAAUUGUUGUUGAACUGGUUUUAGUUUACAAACCCUAGACCCUAUCUGUCCAUUGUUAUGACCUAUAAAUAACGACGGAAUUCUGUCGAUUUUCUCUUAUAACCACACUCUGUGCUCCUAGACGCGGCUCUUCUCUCUACCACAGUUUUCCUCAUCGGAGUUGUCACGCCGUCGCCGCCAUGUCUGACGAAGAGCAUCAGUUUGAGUCCAAAGCUGACGCUGGAGCCUCCAAAACCUAUCCCCAGCAGGCUGGAACCAUUCGCAAGAAUGGUUAUAUUGUCAUCAAAAACCGUCCUUGCAAGGUUGUUGAAGUUUCCACCUCCAAGACUGGCAAGCACGGUCAUGCCAAGUGCCACUUUGUUGCAAUUGAUAUCUUUAAUGGCAAGAAGCUGGAAGAUAUUGUUCCCUCGUCCCAUAACUGUGAUGUUCCUCAUGUGAACCGUGUUGAUUACCAGCUGAUUGACAUCUCUGAGGAUGGAUUUGUGAGCCUGUUGACUGAUAAUGGCAACACCAAGGAUGACCUGAGGCUUCCCUCUGACGAGGCGCUUCUUACUCAGAUCAAGGAUGGAUUUGGCGAGGGUAAAGACCUGGUUGUCAGUGUGAUGGCGGCAAUGGGAGAGGAGCAGAUCUGCGCUCUUAAGGAUGUUGGCCCCAAGUAAGAGUGCCAAUGAGAGGACAUUGUGGGUAGGGGAAGUGCAGGGGAGGGGAGUUAAUUGUAGUCUAGCAACGGGUCUCGUUGUUGCUUUCUUUUCUUUUUGCCCUUUUAUUGUUGAGUUCUGUUCUUAUGUGUGGGUCGAGGAACGUGUACGCAUUUCAGUAGCAGAUUUUGAGAUGUGCUCUUCACCUACGAGUCGCCCAGCAUUAUUAGCAGGUUUGGUGGUUCAGAGAAGUGCAGGACCAGGAUUUUUCUGGGUUGUGCUUGUUCGUACCGUUUUACUUUGUAUUAGACGGGUUUGCAUACAGUUCAC